AUGUUGCUUCGAUGUCUUUCGAGUGCUCGUGCUUUCUUCAGUGUUGUAAGUGCCGAAACAUGUAUACAGUGUAGUAAAGGUAAAAUUAUCACGUUUAGUCGACUAACACGAAGUUUGUGCACAACGAACGUACAAUGUCCUACUGUUGGUGAAAUUAUUGAACAAUGGAGCGACCGGUUUAAGAACGAAGGUAUUCCGGAACCCAUAGAAUCGAUCGAACACAUCGUUGCACACGUCAUAGGCAUUAGCAAGACAUUAGAUGUUGUGAACGCGCGAAGUAAAAGACUUACGUCGGAUCAGCGUGAUACACUGGAUUCGUUGUGCGAAUGCCGAUUAUCUCGAAUGCCGGUUCAAUACAUAAUAGGAGAAUGGGACUUCCAAGAUAUUACUUUAAAAUUAGUUCCGCCAGUUUUCAUUCCACGACCAGAAUCUGAAAUGUUAGUUCAUUAUGCUUUAAAGGCAUUAAAUUCUUCUGAAAAUAAAAAACAAGAAAUUUUAGAAGUUGGAUGUGGUUCUGGAGCCAUAUCUCUUGCCAUCGCUCAUACUAACAAAACAGUUAAUUGUAUAGCGAUCGAUUCAAAUCCAGACGCAUGCGAAUUAACAAAAGAAAAUAGAGAUAGGUUAAAUUUAAAAGAUCGAGUUGCAGUUGUGCAUGCAACCCUGAAAGACGAUGGAUCGAUAGAAAUAUCGAAUGCAUUAAGUGAAACCAAAGAACUCGAUUUUAAUUCGAAAAUUUUCGAUGUAAUAGUUAGUAAUCCUCCUUAUAUACCGACCAAACAGAUACCUACAUUAAUUCCAGAAAUUAAAAUUUACGAAGAUCUAACGGCACUUGAUGGAGGAGACGAUGGCUUAAAAGUCAUUAAACCUUUACUAAAAUACGCUGCUACAGCUUUAAAGCCGGGAGGACGUUUGCUUUUAGAAGUUGAUACAAGUCAUCCUGAAUACAUACUUUUUUUUACAAAAAAAUAUUCCGUUCUUAAACUUCAGUAUGUACGUACAUACAAAGAUUUUUGUAACAAUGAUCGAUUUGUCGAGAUAGUGAAACUUUCGUAAAAGGGUUUAAUGUACAAAUAUUUUUUAGAAUAAAUAAAUCAAAAUAAAAUACA
Bombus terrestris (buff-tailed bumblebee) is the source of this 1106-nucleotide messenger RNA. It is a transcript of the gene HemK1, whose product is annotated as MTRF1L release factor glutamine methyltransferase. The coding region runs from base 1 to 1053 and encodes 350 amino acids. The record is from RefSeq and is a predicted model, not a curated record. Gene Ontology annotation, molecular function: protein methyltransferase activity; nucleic acid binding. NCBI's taxonomy places the organism in Eukaryota, Metazoa, Arthropoda, Insecta, Hymenoptera, Apidae. Gene Ontology annotation, cellular component: mitochondrion. The transcript is spliced from 5 exons. Gene Ontology annotation, biological process: protein methylation.